Messenger RNA from Thermothelomyces thermophilus ATCC 42464, 1700 nucleotides. RefSeq lists its product as uncharacterized. The record is from RefSeq and is a predicted model, not a curated record. Gene Ontology annotation, biological process: protein deneddylation. Gene Ontology annotation, cellular component: COP9 signalosome. The transcript has 2 exons. Lineage: Eukaryota; Fungi; Ascomycota; Sordariomycetes; Sordariales; Chaetomiaceae. The coding region runs from base 110 to 1612 and encodes 500 amino acids.
CAAAUUCACGGCUCGAAGAACCAGACAGCAACCAGCACCCGACAUUACUGACCGAUUCUGUCCACAUUUACUGCUCUGGAAACAAAAAUAAAUCUCGAGUUCAGUCAUCAUGUCAGACGACGAUUUUAUGCAGGCCUCCGACGAGGAGUACGAUUUCGAGUACGAAGAUGAAGAGGAAGAGGACAACGGCGACGUCGACAUCGAGAACAAGUACUACAAUGCGAAGCAGACCAAGAUAUCCGACCCAGAGGAGGCGUUAGAAGAGUUUCUUGGCAUACCGGCAUUAGAAUCAGAGAAGGGAGAAUGGGGUUUCAAGGCGCUCAAGCAGGCCAUCAAAUUGGAGUUCAAGCUCCAGCGUUAUGAAAAGGCCACAGAGCAUUACAGGGAGCUAUUGACAUAUGUGAAAUCGGCAGUGACGAGGAACUACUCAGAGAAGUCGAUCGACAACAUGCUCAACUUCAUUGAAAAGGGCGCGGACAACCCCGAGGCGGUCCAGUGUAUUGAGCAGUUCUACUCGCUCACCCUCCAAUGCUUCCAGAGUACCAACAAUGAGCGGCUGUGGCUCAAGACGAACAUCAAGCUAGCCAAGCUGCUCCUCGACCGCAAGGACUACCACGCCGUUGGGCGGAAGCUUAGGGAGCUCCACAAGGUGUGCCAAAAGGAGGACGGUACCGACGACCCGAGCAAGGGCACGUAUUCGCUCGAGAUCUACGCCCUCGAGAUUCAGAUGUACUCCGAGACACGCAACAACAACCAGCUCAAGGCGCUCUACCAGAAAGCACUCAGGGUCCGCUCGGCGGUGCCCCACCCCAAGAUCCAGGGCGUGAUACGCGAGUGCGGCGGCAAGAUGCACAUGAGCGAGGAGAAUUGGAACUCGGCGCAGAUCGACUUCUUUGAGGCAUUUCGCAACUACGACGAAGCCGGCGAUCUGCGCCGGAUACAGGUCCUCAAAUACCUGCUCCUCGUCACCAUGCUCAUGAAGUCGGACAUCAACCCCUUUGACAGCCAGGAGACCAAGCCCUACAAGAACGACCCGCGCAUCGCUGCCAUGACGGAACUCGUCGACGCCUACCAGCGCGAUGACAUCUUCAAGUACGAGGAGGUUCUGCAGAAGAAUACAGACUUGCUCGCCGACCCCUUCAUCGCCGAGAACAUCGACGAGGUGACGCGUAACAUGCGCACCAAGGGUGUCCUCAAGCUGAUCGCGCCGUACACGCGCAUGCGUCUCUCCUGGAUUGCCGAGCGCCUGCGCAUCAGCGAGCCCGAGGCCCAGGACAUCGUCAGCUACCUGAUCGUCGACGGCCGCGUCCGGGGCCGCAUCGACGAGCACAACGGCACCGUCGAGAUCGAGUCGGAGGGGGAUGCCGAGCGCGCCAAGGCCAUCGAGGCCAUGGCGUUGGCCGUAAAGGACCUGUACACCGCGGUGUUCAAGGACGCCGACGGCUUCCGCUUGGUCGGCGAGAUGGCCGGCGCCGCCGGUUUCGGCGACUCGAUGGGCGAUUUCGGCGGUGCGUUCGGGCAUCCCGAUCGGGACAGAGCUCGCGGGGGGAGAGGAGGGCGGGCCCAGCGCCGGGGAGGCAUGAAGAGUGUUCUGGCUAUGGGGGUGCAUUAGAGACCGACAUGAGGGCCCGCCAGCGGUGCCCAGCUUCGGCAGGGAAGUAACGAGUUUCAUGAGCAGCAUCACUACAUGGCCAAGGGAU